Passer domesticus (house sparrow) is the source of this 2304-nucleotide messenger RNA. It is a transcript of the gene BMP10, whose product is annotated as bone morphogenetic protein 10. Lineage: Eukaryota; Metazoa; Chordata; Aves; Passeriformes; Passeridae. The transcript has 3 exons. Bases 1027 to 2304 code for a protein of 425 amino acids. Gene Ontology annotation, cellular component: extracellular region. The record is from RefSeq and is a predicted model, not a curated record. Gene Ontology annotation, molecular function: cytokine activity; growth factor activity. Gene Ontology annotation, biological process: BMP signaling pathway.
UGACCCACCACCAGCCCAGGUUGCUCUGGAGCACAGGCACGUGGAUGGAAUCCCUCCCUGCAGCUUCUGCCACCUCGGCAGGAUGGAAGGAGGGGGGAAAGGGAAUUUCCAGAGGUGCUGCAGAGUCACUUCUGUGUUCUCCACUGAGCUGCUUGAAUUGAUGAGAACCUGAAACCAGAGUCACCUGUUGGCCUUUGUGUGUUUUCAAGAAUUUUUUUAUUUAGCAGUUCUGUGACUAAAUGAAGUAUAACCAUGAUUUGCCAAGUCACGUAUGAAAGAUGAAUGAAAUAAAGAUUUCCUGAAUGGUUUGCAAAUACUCCAGUCACGGAAUCAUGGAACACCUCAAGCUGGAAGCAGGAGGAUCACCAAGUCCAACUCCCUGCUCCUUGAGGGAUGUGAUUCUCCUUGCUCACCCUGGGCUCCUCUCUGCAUCCAGGGCCUGGUGGCAGCACCAAAGCUCUUCUCCCAGCCUUUGCAGAAGAGCAGAUUUUUUCCCAAAUAAAUUCCUUCUUAACGUAAAGACCUGACUCUAAAACAGUUUUGAGAAGGGCAGAUGGAGCUGUUGUUUGCCCUUGGUGGGAAAUGGGUGCCUUUGGAGAGAGGCCCUGUGGGAUUCUCGUGUGGAUGGAAGCGGUUCACGGACAGCAGGCAAAGUCAGCUACCGGGAGGGAGAAAGGAAGGGCAGCUCCUCUCCGAGGAGAAACUUGUCCUAUCUCUGAGAGCCCCGCGCAGAAUGUUUACAAAACGCUCAUUAAGGGAGAGGGGAUGGCGAGAUAGCAACAAAUCUGGUGAGCAGCUUCCACUGGCCGAGAUAAGAGAGGCAAGGCGGCCAUAGAGGAGAGCGAGAUCCAAUUACCGAGACCUGGUCUUGGGGAGGGGGAAGGGGCAGACAGACAGGACGGAUCACAAGUUUCAAGACAAGAGCUUCCAAACUUGUCAUCCCUCCGUGACACAGCCCAGCGGAUAAAACCGCCACCGAGCCCGCACCAGAGGCAGAGCUCGUUGAGCGCGGUUGGAGCCGAAGCCAUGGAUUCCGUCGUCCUCCAGCUCUGGGCUGUCCUCUCCCUCCUGGUCCACCUUGCAGCCUGCAGUCCCAUCCUCAGCUUGGAGCACUCUUCCCUGGAGGAAGACGUGCCUCUUUUUGACGAGAUCCUCUCCGAGCAAGAUGGGGUUGAUUUCAACACGCUGCUCCAGAACAUGAAAAAUGAGUUUUUGAAGACGUUGAACCUCUCCGACAUCCCCCUGCACGAGUCGGCCAAGGUGGACCCGCCAGAGUACAUGCUAGAGCUGUACAACAGGUUUGCCACAGACAGGACAUCGAUGCCUUCUGCAAACAUCAUCAGGAGCUUCAAAAACGAAGACUUGGAUUCCCACCCCACAGGCGUGCCAGGAACUCGGAGGUACCCGCUGCUGUUCAACGUGUCCAUCCCUCACCACGAGGAGAUCACCAUGGCCGAGCUGAGGCUCUACACCCUGGUGGAGCGGGACCAGAGGCUCUACGAAGGGCUCGACAGGAAGGUCACCAUCUUCGAAGUGCUGGAGAACAUCCACGUGGGGGCUGGGGAGGAGAGGAAGAUGGUGGCCCUGGCCUCCAGGCACGUCUACGGCACGAGCAGCGAGUGGGAGAGCUUCGAGGUGACCGAGGCCAUCCGGCGCUGGCGCAGGGCAGGGCUGACCACGCACAGGCUGGAGGUUCACAUCGAGAGCAGCGAAGGGGAGGAGCAGAACGGGGAAGGGAAACUCGACAUCGACAUCAACUCCGAGGCCAAGCACCUGCCCCUGUUGGUUGUGUACUCCGACGACCAAAGCAACGACAAAAAGGAGGAGAAGGAAGAGCUGAACGAGAUGAUAGACCACGAGCAGUUCCUGGGCCUGGAGAACCUGGAGGUUGGCAACUUCCACGACCAGCCCGGCGAGGAGGCGCUGCUGCAGAUGCGCUCCAACAUCAUCUACGACUCCACCGCCCGCAUCCGCAGGAACGCCAAGGGCAACUACUGCAAAAAGACUCCUCUCUACAUCGACUUCAAGGAGAUUGGCUGGGACUCCUGGAUCAUCGCCCCGGCGGGCUACGAAGCCUACGAGUGCCACGGGGUGUGCGCCUACCCGCUGACGGAGCACGUCACGCCAACCAAGCACGCCAUAGUCAAGACUUUGGUUCACCUGAAGAACCCCCAGAAAGCCUCCAAGGCCUGCUGCGUGCCCACCAAACUCGACCCCAUCUCCAUCCUCUACUUGGAUGCAGGGGUGGUCACCUACAAGUUCAAGUACGAGGGCAUGGUGGUGUCAGAGUGCGGCUGCAGAUAG